AUGGAUAUAAUUUUGGUUUUCUUUGUGCCAGUAGCUCUCAUCAGAAAUUUUUUCUCUUCUCAGAAGCGAUAGAGAAUAAAGCAUAAAGCUCUUGCUAUACUUUGUAUUUGCGUCUUUUUAGGACUAUUUGCAAUCGCUUACGUAUUGUUCUUCAAUUACGUUGAAAUUCCCAAUGACAAAGAAAUUGAAUCAUUCUUCACUAGAGUUUAAGAAAUACUCCUAUCUUCUAAUGCCCAACUAGAGUUCUUAACUUUGAUUGGAAUUAUAAUGAAUGCCUUCAUGCAAGGCUAUGUUUGCACUAAUACUAUUUAUGUCUACUUUAUCGAAGAUAUAUACCAGAUGCCUUCGGGAACAAAUUGUGAAGGUGGAAAGUCUCAGCAAUUCGAAUUUCACUAGCAAAGAAUAUAAAAUACUCUUGAUCAAAUAGCCUAUUACAAAAAGAAGCAACUUAAAAUGUAGUUCGAACUAAAAAAGCUCAGUGAUAAAAAAUAAGAUCAUCAAAAAGUUACAUCAGCUGAUGACAAGGUUAUUAAAUUUUAACAGAGUAUUGAAAUGUUGAAGAGUGAAAUCGCUAACUACGAGAAGGAGAUAAAAAUGCUUAAUACAUUACAGAAAUAGUAUACACAAGAUGUUAUCGAAUAUAUGAAAUGGUCCCAAUAGAUUAAUUAUAGGCAAACAUAUAGAGGUAAAUUCUUUUAUCUGAUUGGAAGAGCCACAGCUUUAUUUUGGAUUUUCAAAUUCUAUUAAGGAGUAAGGAAUAUGAUUUGGAGUGCAAACUAUUUAGAGCAGUCAAAUAGCAACUUCAGACAAGUAGUUCUUAAAAAUAUGAGCUUUUACAAGGAAGAGGAUGAAUUAUUCUGGGAUAUCUUGAUAUAGUACACAACUAUUUUUGUAAUUGGAGCAUAGAUUGCUCUAAAUAUCUAAUCCUUUAUGAGAAAUCUAUUGACUUCCUUGAAGAAUAUUUUAAAAGACUACUCAAUUAAGACUUCUUAUAAUACCACUAUUCUCAUUUUUACCUUUGUAAGAUUCCCAGUUUAUAUUUGA
This is a messenger RNA of Stylonychia lemnae, 1044 nucleotides long. NCBI's taxonomy places the organism in Eukaryota, Ciliophora, Spirotrichea, Sporadotrichida, Oxytrichidae. The record is from the annotation of a GenBank genome assembly.